AUGCUUUUAGCUUGUCCUUACAUAGUUACUAUUCCUAGUUAUAAUAUAGUCACUAAAGAAUCUUAGGGCUCUACCUUCGUUUAAUACUGCAUAUUAAUUGAGCAUAAGAUCUCUAAAAAUGUAAAAUCCCUUAGGUUUAGGUAUAAAGAAUUGAGAAAUUUGCAUGAAUUAAUAGCAAGAGAAUUAGAAAAAUUUAGGGUUUCAAUUGCGCUUCCAGAAUUCCCAAGCAGAAAGAUGUUAGGCAAGACAAAUACAAAUGAAAGUAGCAUUAUCCAAAGAAAAAAUGAUUUAGAGAUUUACUUAAAUGAGCUGAUUCAUUUUACUUAGGUACAAGCAUUAUAAACAGUCAGUCAGCUACUUCCUUCAUCCGUAGAUGUACUUGCUAAAUAAGACAAACAAAACUCAGCUAAAAACUCUAUAGCAUAAAAAGAUGACCUUUAUUUUAUGGAUGAGUCUGAAUGCAUUGAAAGCCACUACAAUAGAGAUAGUAUCACUAAAAUGAAUAACAACUAGAUACAAGUAAAAAUAAAAUCAUUUGAAAGAAAAGAUGACACUAUUCUAUACAAUGUUCACUUUUAUCAUAUGACAUCUCACUUAAAGUGGAAAUCUUAAUAUAGAUAUAGUGAAUUAAAAAAUUUGCAUCUUGGAAUCAAGUCCUGCCAUAAUAAUAAAUUUAUAACUCUACCUGAAUUUCCUGGAAGAAGCAUAUUCCAUAGUACUAAUGAUAACUUAGAAGAAGUGUACAAAAGACAAAUGAAGCUGGAAAAAUACUUGAAUGAUCUCUUGGAAAUCGAAAACAUUUAUCCUAACAACCAAGCACUAAAAAAUUUUAUUGAUUCUUCCAAGAGAUAGGCGUUUGCAGAACAAAUAACUCAAUAAUAUUUAAAAGAAAAUAACAUUUAAUACAACUAAAGCAUUAAUUUAUAAAACAAUAACAUAUAAAAUGGGGAAAUAAAUAUCAAAAAAAAGUCCUCUAAAUUUAAAUUCUCCUAACAUGUAGAUUUCGACUCUCUUUUAUUUUAUAACCAAACCGAACAUGCACUUGCAAAACAAUAAAAAAAAAUAUUGAAACGCAAAAUUAAGAAAACCUUAAACUCUCUUUCAAUUUAGUUAGUUUAUGAAGAAAGAGAAAUUGACGAAUAAAACAGCGAUGAUGAAAAUUGA
Molecule: messenger RNA, 1164 nt
Organism: Tetrahymena thermophila SB210
Lineage: Eukaryota; Ciliophora; Oligohymenophorea; Hymenostomatida; Tetrahymenidae
Product: PX domain protein
Exons: 4
Biological process (GO): intracellular protein transport
Cellular component (GO): early endosome
Molecular function (GO): phosphatidylinositol binding
Source: RefSeq, a predicted model, not a curated record